Molecule: messenger RNA, 9618 nt
Organism: Scophthalmus maximus (turbot)
Lineage: Eukaryota; Metazoa; Chordata; Actinopteri; Pleuronectiformes; Scophthalmidae
Gene: arhgef18b
Product: rho/rac guanine nucleotide exchange factor (GEF) 18b
Exons: 33
Coding region: 1077-6098 (1673 amino acids)
Biological process (GO): small GTPase-mediated signal transduction
Molecular function (GO): guanyl-nucleotide exchange factor activity
Source: RefSeq, a predicted model, not a curated record
CUUUUCAUCCGACACGUUUGACAGCUGUACAUAUAUUGACGUGAUAUCUGACGUGCUGUGUUUUCACAGCCACACUUCGUUGUGGUUCAGCCGUGGACUCCUGAGUGUUUUUCCUCUAUUUCUUUUUCAGCCUGCUUCUCUUACAGUGUACACACAACUAUAACUGUACAACUGCAAGACAAAGUAUGACAUAAACAGACUUCCAUCUGGUCAAUUUCAUAAGUAUAUAUUUAUAUUAUAUUUAGAAUAAACUGCAACACACUGCAUGUCCAGUGUUUGUCUGCUUUGUUUCGUUGAAACAACACCACAAAUUGUAAAUGUGUUUUGCCCCCGCACUGUCAGUGAACCCACCAGGACCUGCAUCAGCUCGUUCAUUGUGAGCAUCGCCGCUCACAACAGCACGCUGAACUUAGGCUCCGACUGGAACCACCACGAGCGCACUUCGUGACCUCUGACCCUGUUUCUCAAACACUGUGCAAAUGAGUGUGAAGACGCAGAGAGAACAACGGACUCAAUGAGAGUCAUGAGAUAACGCUUCAUCUCUCUGGCUGGUGUCCAGUCAUGAGUGGGACGUCCCCUUUUAGUUCCAGCUCACUUCAGCAACAGCACAACUUGAUGUUAUUUCAGAGUGCGAGGUCAGAGCAAAGGUCAAUCGCCAGUAAACCUGCUCACUCAUCGUGGACUCCGCUUCAAAACUUCAGUGCUUGUGCUGCCGUCGAGCAUGUGAGCUGCCAGGGCCUGUGCUCUUUUUCUUUUUUUUGCCGAAGCAGCAGUGAUGUGUGAAACCGAAUGCACGGGCCAAUCAGCAUCACUUUUGUCCUCGGCUGCACAGUCUGAGAAAAAAAAGAGGAAGCGGGGUUUGAGGCUGACUGCCGACUCUCUCUGCGAGGACACACACACACACACACACACAGUCAGACCGGAAGGAUUUUUAGAACCCAGUUCUUCUCCUCUUCUUUGGUUUUAUUCUGAUGCUCAGAAUAAAGGAUUUAAUGCGGCCACCUGUUCCCUUCCAUCCAAGAGCUCCAGUGUGAGCCAGCUCCAGUUCCAGCUGGCCUCCCCACUGCGCUGCUCCUAUGGCGGACUCUCCUCUUAACAACUCCUGGCCCUCCUUCUCCAAACUCUGGAUGAAGAGAUGGUCCUUGAAGAGAGCAUCGGAGUGCAAGCCAUGCAGUUUGCCCUGUGGCCCUCCCAGUGCCCGAGUCAGUGUCCAGCCUCCUGUUCCCAUCUGGAAAAGAUCUUCCCCCUCACCAUCACCUGCCUCUAUCGCCGAGGACGUCUUCUUUGGUGACACCAGUGACGACCAGGAUGCGUGUUCAGUAGUCAGUGACUACGACUGCCCCGGCGUGGAGGUGGGGAGCAGCGUGGAAGACCUGCUUGGCUUCAGCUCCUCUCUCAGAGACUCUGAGUACUUCAAAGACCUGGAGGGAGGCCCACCGGCUUCACAGUCUGCUACGUCCACAGUGAGCACGGUCCCAGAGAGCCGACAGGUGGUUUUAAACGCAGACCCUCGUGCCAUCGACCUGCCUGCGCAGACUUCCCUGACCACUCUCUCCCCUCGAGUCAAUGCACCAUCACUGCCCUGCUGUAAACCGCCUGCGGAGGAACCUCAUCGCAGCCUCGUGGUCACUCAGCUCAGUCCUAAGCUACUGCCAGGUUGUGUCAUUGACAGCGGUGACUCCUCAGGCCCCGCAGUCGGGCUUAGUGUGACGAUUAAUCUGAGUGGACUGUUGGGAUCAGGGGAAACGGCAAAAGGAAGAACAGGAUCAGAGGGAGUAAAGGCGCCAACCACGAUGGAUUUGGAGCCAGACGAGGACAGCUUUCCUAUCCUGGUCAGAUCCAUGUCGACGUCUCGAAGGCACAGCUUGGGCGUCCCCGUGUCCCCCAUCAACCUGGGGAGGAGACUGAGUCUGGAUACCAUGGCCACGGACAGCGACGGGGAGAGAGAGGAUGAUGAGGAGAGACAGAAUAGUCUCUUCGAGUCCACCCAGCAGCAGAGCUGCACAGCCUGUCCCGUGGAGGAGAGAGAUGAUCCCAGGCGGAGGGGCCCCUGUCCCAGAGCCAGGGUCACUAGCAUGGCCAGCGGUGCGCUUGGCAGACAGCUGUAUUCCCGCUCAGAGAUCCUCGCCACGGACGAGUGUUCCCGUGCUGCACACAUUUCUCGUGUUGUACAGACGUCCAAACAGGCUGCAAGGGCAGCAGGAGCAGAGGAGUUUGACCCUGAGGAAAACCUACAUUCUACUGACGGACAGAGCCAUAUGCUGAUGGUACAGAAAGUUCUGCAGGAGCUAAAGUUAUACCAUGGAGUGAAACAGAGGAACAACAGGUCAGAUGUCAAAGUUUCUGGAAAUGUCACCUGGUACGAGUUCCUCUCUCAUGAGACUGAGGAGGAGGAGGAUCGUACAGAGAAGGUGGAGAAAGGCACCAAGGUGAAGAGGACUCUUAGCUCUUUGAGGAACAGAGUGACAGGCUCCUUCAAUAAAGACAAGGGUAAGAACCGAGAGAAAGAGCAGCAGAAAGAAAAGGAGAGGGAAGCCAAAGAGAAAGUGUGCGGCAGCCGCAGCAGCAGUGGGCAUUACUUGGUGCCAGGCGCGUUUUCCAGCUGUGCCACCUGCUCGCUGUGCAGCAAGACCCUGCAGAAAAAGCAUGGCCUGCAGUGCAUGAAUUGUGCUGUGAACGUUCACAAGAGCUGCAAGUCUCUGCUGGGCGAGUGCACCAGCAGCAAGAAUAAGAGAGAUUCUGUACCGAAGACCGGCUCAUCAGGAUCUCCUAACCUUGUGCUAAAAGACCGAGACAGAGAGCGGGAUCAGUCAGGCCCAGCCUCAUCACAGACCCUGGAUGGCCACCCAGGUUUCCUCUGCACCCCAGGCAUGACCAUUAGUCACUGGGGACCCAACACUCAUCUGACUGCCUCCCACACCACCAGCUCCACUGCAGCCGCCCCUGCCUCCAGCCUUGGCCACAGCCUCCGUCACCACAACAGCUCAGGAUCCCUCCCUGGGGAGAUGGAUGAGACCGAUGCUCUCCGCUCAAAACGCUGCAACGAAGAUGCCAUUUCCCUCGCUCCCUCCACCACCGAGUCCAUCCUCGUAGAAGAUGCUCACUACGCAGCAGUGAGGGCCGAUCUGGAAUCUGAUGCCCAGGACCUGGAGGCUGAGUCAUGGAGUUUGGCAGUGGACCAGCAGUAUGUGAAGAGGCACUCUAAAGAAAUGGUGAAGAGACAGGAUGUGAUUUAUGAGCUGAUGCAGACGGAGAUGCACCAUGUGCGAACACUGAAGAUAAUGCUGCACGUCUAUGUCCGAGAGUUGAAAGAGAACCUCCAGAUGGACCCGGGCAGGCUGGACUGUCUGUUUCCCCGCUUAGAAAACCUGCUCGAGCUCCACACGCAUUUCCUGUCUUGUCUUAAAGAGCGACGGCGAGAAAACCUCGUCUCCUCCAACAACAGGAACUACAAUAUCAACAAAGUGGCAGAUAUUCUGAUCACACAGUUCUCAGGUGAAAUUGGAGAGAGGAUGAAGGACAGCUAUGGAGAUUUCUGCAGUCACCACACUGAGGCUGUCGGCUACUACAAAGAACAACUUCAAAACAACAAAAAGUUCCAAAACACAAUAAGGAAAAUCAACAACCUGUCCAUCGUGCGGAGGUUAGGAGUGACCGAGUGUAUUCUGCUGGUGACCCAGCGUAUAACCAAGUACCCAGUACUGGUGGAGCGCAUCCUGCACAACACUGAAGCGGGAACAGAGGAGCACGAGGAUCUGACCCGGUCUCUGGGUCUGAUUAAAGACACCAUCACUCAGGUGGACACGCUGGUUAAUCUCUACGAGAAGACGUCUCGUCUCCGAGACAUUCACAACAAGAUGGAGCCAAAGGUAAUGGGAAAAAUCAAAGAUGGCCGAGUGUUCCGCAGGGAGGACCUGGCACUGGCCAGGAGACGACUGCUUCAUGAGGGCACCGUCAACUGGAAAGCUGCUUCUGGCAGGCUCAAAGAUAUUCUCGCAGUGCUUCUGUCGGAUGUGUUGCUCUUGUUACAAGAGAAGGACCAGAGAUAUGUAUUUGCUACGGUGGAUAACAAGCCGUCAGUGAUCUCUCUUCAGAAGCUGAUAGUCAGGGAAGUGGCCCAUGAGGAGAAAGCCAUGUUUCUUAUCUGUGCUUCCUCCAACGAGCCAGAGAUGUACGAGAUCCACACCACCUCCAAGGAGGAGCGCAACACUUGGAUGACACAGAUACGGCAAGCUGUCGAGAGCUGUCCUCAUACAGAAGAGAGGCUGUUCAGUGAGGAGGAAGAGGCCCGAGCUUCCAGGUUCAAAGAGUUUCAAGAUCGUAUGAGCCAGAAGGAUUCAGUAAUCUUCCAGACUCUGACUGAGAAGCUGCAGCUGUUUGCAGACAUGGCAGAGUCUGUGGCCGGCCUGGAGGAAACAGCUUCACGUUCUAGACUUCUGCUUCGAGGAGACGCCUCAGACCUCCAGCAGGGGGAGGCCCUGCUCAAAGGGGCCAUUACUGAGGUGGAGAACCUCCAGAACCUGCUGCAGUCCGGAGUGAGGGAGGAGGCCCCGACCUCUCGACUGGAGGAAGGAGGCGGCUCUGGGGUUCUGCCCAGGCGAGCGGAUACAUUUGGGGGCUAUGACAGCAGCCCCAGCAUCCUCAGUAAGAAUGGCAGUGUGAAGAAGAACUCGUGUGGCGAGUCCAGAAACAGAGACAGAAGCCAGAGAGCCAGCUCUGACCCUCAGCUCAAAGACCUCUGUGGCAGCCACACCCUGGAGCAGACGGUUGACGAGAGCACCUGCUCUCCUGCCAGAUGGAACCGCAUCUGGUCCAGCUCCUUCCCCGAGGCCGAGUUCUUUGACAGGGUGCUGAUGCUUUCCCAAAGGCUCUAUAGUCUGCAGGCCAUCAUAUCACUGCAGGACAGUCACAUUGAGCUGCAGCGGGCGUCCUUGACAGAGCGGGCCUCCCUGCCCGGCCGCCACCGAGGCAACGUGCUCCUGGAGCAGGAGAAGCAGCGGACUCUGGCCCUGCAGAGAGAAGAGCUGGCCAGCUUUCACAAGCUGCAGUCGCAGCACCGGCAGGAGCAGCAUCGCUGGGAGAAGGAGAGGGAGAGGCACCGCCAGCAAGUGGAAGCCACUGAGGCUAAACUUCGACAAAGGGAGGAGGAGUGCAGGCGGCUGGAGGAACAUCUGGCAAAAGAGAGGGAGGAGCUCGACAGGCAGAGGGAGACGUACCAGCAGGACCUGGAGAGACUGAGAGAGUCCACCAGAGCAGUGGAGAAAGAAAAGGAACGCUUGGAAAACCAGAGGAAGAUCAAGAGGAAGACCAUUGAGGUGGCUCCUCUAUCCGGCAGUCUGAACGGGGAGCUCCUCAUGUCCUCCGGCCUCACCAGCGUCGCCAGCGUCUCCGACCUGCCCCUGCUUCAGAAGCCCCUGGUGCGCGGCAGCCUGUCGGUGGCGCCGGCCGACUACGCAGAGCGCCCCGAGGUGAUGCUGCGGCGGGAGGCGGGCUCGUCGUCCACGCUGCCGCUGAAGACGGAAGUGCCGCUCCAUCUCUUCAGCACCACCAACCAGCAGCACAAACUGGUCGGGGUGCAGCAGCAGAUCCCCACCAAGCUGGCCGCCUUCAGCAGUGGCAAAGGAAAAGUGGGCAAAAUUGGCAAAGCUUCGCAUCGCACCGACAGCACAGCCUCGGUGGAUAUGAAGCAGAUGCUGCCACUGAAGCUGUCCACCCGAGACGAAAAUGCCCUCAAGGCCAAGCGCUCCAUCAGCCCCCACCAGCAGCUCUCGCUGUCAGCCCUGCAUCUCCACACAGAUCAACUCAGUCCUCCAGACGCUGGUGGACCAGACACCCAAAUCACCUCCUCUGUCAGCACCUCCCACCCUCCUAAUGCCCAAAAGCCCCCCAUGCCUUCGGCACAGUCCCUUCCUCAGCCUCCCACCGUGCCCCCUCACUCGCAGAGCGCUGGACUUGUCCAGUUCCAGUCCCACGUGCAGCCGCAGGGCCUCAGUCCGAACUCCCAGGCCCAUGUGCAGGUAAACCACGGCCACAGUGUGCCGCCGCUGUACAAGAUCCCCACAGAAGAUCUCAAUAAGGAGGACGUCAUCUUCUUCUAAUCUCCAGUCAGCUCAAGAUCAAGAAAAACAAAAAAAAGGAAAAAAGCAUGAGAUGGUCACUGAUCCCCAGUUGAACUCGAGGUCCAUUUUCAAAGAGCCACGUUCAUGCGACAAUGUGAUGCUGACUGUAUAUUCAGUGAUGAAAGGUGGGUAGGGGAGUUUAAGUAACUGAACAAAGCCUUUGUAAGAGCGACAAGAAGGAGAGAAUCACAAAGAGGACUUGCUUUUAAACUGUUUUUAUUUAAUUUUAAAUUUUUUCUUUUUCUAAACAGCAAGUAUGAAUCGGGAACCUUUGGCAAACCAAAGGCUCCUUGUGACACGUAUGAAACGGUUUAAAUGAAGUUAUUACAAUCCAAAGACAUUCGCUGCGAGAGCGGAAGUGUAAUUUGGCUGAAAGGAACGGUGUGAAGGAAGAGACUCCGAAGUGAAAGACGCAGCGAUGGACCUCGACCAUCUGCUUCUACUGGACCUGGAACCACAAGGAACGAUUCAACAGGAACUCUGAAGAACUCAUGAACGCGCUCUGCGUCGUAUUUCAUUUGCACAGUGUGAAUACUCCAUUCCAGACUAAUGAAUGAACUUUUGAUGGACGAAAUGUGUGUUGUUUAGUUGUAAAGUUGUGAAGAAGGUUCAUUUGACUGAGUUUUCUUGGUCCUCUUAAUCGUGCUUAUUGCAAAAGGCCAACGCUGUGGAUGACAUCUUUAGUGUUGCCAGUGGUUGUGAACCCAGGCUGUUGUGUAAAAAAACAUGGUGGAGCUGUAGUUUUCUGUUCACAUCAAGACAUUUCAUGCUGUGUUGUUUUUAAGGGUAAAAUUGACUUUUAACUGCUUCAUAUUUGUGGAUUGUGACGUUGAGAUGUUCAGUAGAAGGCUUAAAGAUGCAACCCGAGAAUUAAUCACAACAAUUUUAGAGAAAGUCGAUAUGCACUGGAGAUAUAAUAAAAAUCCAUCAUUAGAAAAAUAGAACUUGCAAUAAUGUUUGCGCUAGUUUCUCCUGUAGAAUCGAGGCAUCCAAAGGUAAACUGCCUGAUAUUAUACAGACGAGGCAGACUGACGAUAAGGCCUGAAUGUGCAUAAUGGAGCAAAGUGUCGACACUGGUUUCUAUCUCCGAGUCCAGUAUAACCUCUGUACAAAGUCUCAUAGAGACAUGAUGCACAGAAGCAUUGUGAAGCUUAAAGAUUCACCUGUUCAAUUCUCUUUGGUCCUGUUUUUUCACGUAAAAUCUUUGUUUUUUUGUUUGUUUUUAAAUCUUGUGUCUCGAGCUCAUUUUGCUGAGUCGACAGUUUGUAAAAUUGUGAGAGUGGGUUGACUUUAGCUGCGCCCACAUACAUCUUUGAGUUGAUGAUGAUGUGAGUUUUUAACCAAGGCCCUCGGGUCUCAGUGGACGUGUGUUUUUAGUGAUUGAUGGUGACAUUUCAUUAACUGGGUCUUAAAUUUCUGUGCCUGAAAAAAAAACAAAGCAGAACUGUGACGGGCACAGUGGUCCUGCAGCAAGAAGGACGGUCGUCCUCAUCGUUCAUCACAGAGGAAAUAUGUGGGUGUCCCAUGUCCCAUGUUAUUACUUUUAUCUGUAAGUACGUGGGAUUCCUUUAAACAUCCUGAAGUAGUCGACGCGUUAAUGUGUCCGGUGUCUCUGGAGGGGAGGGGAGGGGAGGGGGGGGGAUAUCAGAAGAGCUUUUUGUCUUUGUCCAAACCAGCUCGUCUCUGACGAUGUGACCACUACCUGUGAGUUUUCCGAGUGGCGAUGUAUAUUAUGUAAAUUGCUGUACAUAUUGUACCUGAUCACUUCUGCACCACCUCCUUCCACACAUUCUUGUAUUAGAAAGAAAAAUGUUUUACAUGAACCAAGAUGCAAAAGUGGACCAAUGGUCUGUUUGGUGUAAAAUACACACGUGGCUGUGUAUGUACAGUACGGUACGCCUUGCUUGGAUAAACUCGUGGCGGUUUAUGAAAAAUCGGCCGUUGCUGUUGAUUAAAUCAACUCAAACUGAAGGUGUGUAUAUUUAAUCUCCUGGUGUGUGUUGACGUUGCAGCGUUGGAAGUCGAGAUGCACUGUCUUGUCUUUUGUCCCGAGACUCGUGAGUGAUGUCUCACCAAGACUACUGUAUGUAGCAGGAAAACAAAACUAAAACAUCUGCCCGCCUUAGUCGGUCAAACCAAAGAGACAUUCGGCUGACUGGGCUUCCUUCUGUGCUCGUGUACGAAGGAUAAAUGACACUGUGCUGGUUGUGUGGUCGUCCACAAAGUGUUGUGACUUGUGAAAACUUCCUCUUGGGAGUGUCCAUAACAAGCGUGUUUACGGCACGUUGCAGCCCGGUUCAUAUCCUGCUUCAGGUCUAACUUUUGGAUAUCCUCUUGUUUUGUAGCCUCACAUCCAAAUCACAAGAGUCUGUUUAUACACCGGUGAACAGAAUAUUUUAAGAGUCAUCUUGAAACUACACACGCACAAAAAACCAACAACAAUAAAUACGGUACUGCCCUGUCGUGGCACUCUUUUUUUUUUAAUCUUCCAUGAACUUACCUAAAACUGUUGUUGAAGAAAUACUGUCUUUAUGUGGCCAAGAUCCAUGGACUGUUAAUGUACAUGUGAACAUACUUUUGGUGGUUUUCAUUGGGUGGAACCCUAUAGACCUUGACAGAACGAUCCAGAAUAAGUUCCUCUCACUUGCCUUUUUCACCCCCGACAGCUUUCAGCCAUCGCACAGUCUUCUGCCAGUGCUUCAAAAAACUCAAACCCAGCAUGAACGAGUAUCUUAAAAGCUCUGUCAAUAAUGUCGUUCCAGGUCGUCGCUUGCAUAUCGUGACGAGUGAGCAAACUCCAUCGGCAGAUGAAAACCUCAUGAUAUGCUCUAGAAAGCUCUAGAAAAAGCCAGUAAGUUGACCCGGGGUUUUCUCCCCCCCCCCAAGCUCUAGAAUUAAGUUUUAUUCCCAUUCCCACUUUUAUCUGAGUCUUAAUGUUGCUCUCUGGAUCAACUCAAGUCUUAAAUAUUGUUUCACUGUACUGAACUGCUCAACCUUUGCCCUGUUUGAAAACUCUGAAGCCAGUCGGUCACAUCACUGUGUGUGCCUGCUUGUGUGUGUGUGUGUUUGUGUGUGCGCGCCAUCAUUCUCCACCAAAAACACAGUAGAAACAUUCCUUACCUUGUCUUCAAUUGUGUUUUACACACGUAUAUAUACUAUAUUCACACACACACACACACACACACACACACACAUAUUGGACCUGUAAUAAAUAAUCAUGAACAUAUUUCAUUUCCUCGGCCAAUUUUCCACUAGUCACUUUGGAGAAGUAGCAUACUUGAAGGGGGAAAGAUUAAUGUUUAUAAUGCUUAUUAUUAUUGUUGUUGUUGUUUGUGAACUUUUAUCUACCAAGAGCUGUCUAAUGAUGUUUGUAGCACACAGAGAUGAUUUUGUACUGUUUUAUUUUAUUCACCGCAAGAUGUUAGAUCGACCUGUGGACACAAACUGCUGCCUUAGAGAGAGAGAGAGAGAGUUUAGUAAUAAAAAAGUCUUGAAAUCA